Molecule: messenger RNA, 2581 nt
Organism: Morone saxatilis (striped sea-bass)
Lineage: Eukaryota; Metazoa; Chordata; Actinopteri; Moronidae
Gene: wnt9b
Product: wingless-type MMTV integration site family, member 9B
Exons: 4
Coding region: 57-1124 (355 amino acids)
Biological process (GO): canonical Wnt signaling pathway; neuron differentiation; multicellular organism development
Cellular component (GO): extracellular region
Molecular function (GO): frizzled binding; cytokine activity
Source: RefSeq, a predicted model, not a curated record
ACAGACUUUCUCCGUAGAAGAAUCAGCGAGAUGAAGAGCAGCGCCAACCCGGCACCAUGCGCUCCAGGCUCCCACGGACCGCCUGCCUAUUGCGACUCAUUGCACUCUGCGUCCUUCUCUCGCACACUGCAGCUUAUUUUGGGCUGACAGGUCGGGAACCCUUGGUGUUUUUACCGGGUCCUUUUUCCAGUGAACCCCCGACAGGCAAGGCCCACCUGAAGCAGUGCGAGCAGAUGACUCUGACCAGGCGGCAGAAGAGACUCUGUCGCAGGGAACCUGGUUUGGCCGAGACUUUGCGGGAGUCGGUGCGCCUCAGCCUCCUGGAGUGUCGGUAUCAGUUCAGGAAUGAGCGCUGGAACUGCAGUCUGGACGGCCGAGGGAGCCUUCUGAAAAGAGCAUUCAAGGAGACUGCCUUCCUGCUGGCAGUGUCCUCUGCGGCGCUGACCCAUGCACUCGCCAAAGCGUGCAGCUCAGGCCGAAUGGAGAGGUGCACGUGUGACGACUCCCCUGGUAUCCAGCAUCGAGAAGCGUGGCAAUGGGGGGUGUGCGGUGACAACCUGAAAUAUAGCACCAAGUUUCUCAAGAAGUUCCUCGGCCAAAAGAGGGUCAGCAAGGACCUGAGGGCUCAGGUCGACGCCCACAACAUCAACGUUGGAAUUCGGGCAGUGAAGAGUGGGCUGAAAACAACCUGCAAGUGUCACGGAGUCUCGGGCUCUUGUGCCGUACGGACUUGCUGGAAGCAGCUGUCUCCUUUCCAUGACACAGGACGGCUGCUGAAGUAUCGAUAUGACACCGCAGUGCGAGUGCUGAGCGUCACCAACACAGCCACCGGGGAGACAGAGCUUGCUGGCCCCCGUCGCCAUGGUCAGAGCCUCCGCACUACUGACCUGGUCUACCUGGAAGACUCCCCUAGCUUCUGCAGACCUUCCCGCUACUCCCUGGGUACAGGUGGCCGGUCGUGUGCCAAAGACACCAGUUGUCAGAGUCUGUGCUGCGGACGUGGUUAUAACACAGCCAUGCGCCUUACCAGCCUGUCCUGCCACUGCCAGGUACGCUGGUGCUGCCACGUGGAGUGUCAGACGUGUGUGAGAGAGGAGGAGGUGUACACCUGCAAAAACGCAUAACAAAUGAUGAAAUAGAAGAAAUAUAGGCAGUAUGCAAAGACUUGCAUUAACACAAGACUGACAUGGCUGAACUAUAAGCUCCUAUAGACAGUUCACUGAGGGAUCUCACAUGUCUUUGCAGACCUUCACGCUGACCUGCAUGUUAUUUGGGGAGGAUUAUACACUUGUAACAUUAUAAUAUUGCUGGUUAUUUUGCUAAUCGUCACCGAUUUGAUAUGCUGCAGCUUACUGUAGGUGAGGAUGUUUUCAAACUACUCUGCUUUUCUCUCGCUGGAUGCACUGAAAUGCCACUCUUCUGGGAGGGAAACAAGCUCUUAAAACAGGUACUGGACUGGACUGGAUGUCACCAGCAGUACGACGUCAAACCCCCGUCUGCAGGGGAGCUCUGACAGUGACUUUGUUGUACUGUAAUUGCAUUGGCCCCUUCCACUUGACUAUUUAUUGGAUCAGUCAUUGUGUCAGUUGUACUGCUGCUUUAUACUUAUCCUUUUUGUAAUGGAGUGUUGCCACUGAGGCUUAAAUGGCCUUAAAAGGAAUCCACCUGUCUGUCUUACUGUCUGCUGUGUAAGGGGUUCAUUUCUGAUUCAAAAGCACUUAGGUUGCUCUUGCUAUGUAUGAUACCAAGUGUAUAAUUAAUCAUAGAACUUAGAAAAACUGUUAAGUCUAAAUAUAUGUUUAAAUAGAAUCACUGGAAACUUUGAGGGGUGGCUGAUGCCACUGUACAUUGUAACUACAUGCAUUAACAGGGUUAUUGCACAAAGAAACAAGCUGGGUUUCAGUUGCUCUUAUGGAAAUGUCUAUGGAAAUCUCUACAUCUAGCCUAAUGUGUGCUCAAAAGAACAAAGGGAAAUACACAGGGUAAUAGUAAGAGAAACACCAAACACUGUCUUUGAAAAACAAAGAAUGAAAAACACUUAAUUUCUACUUAAACAUACCAGCCCUCCUCCUUGCUUUUCCUCUAUUUAUAGAAGCACACACUAUGUUAAACUUUCUAGUUAAAACUGCCUGACUGAACCAUUUGGUCUUCAAAGUAUAAUUUAGCCACAUCUUUGUUCUAAAUGCCUUUGAAGUGGGCUAAUCAUGCUCGUUAUUUUCCCAAAUUGCUAAUCAAAGAAAAUCACCAUGUUUACUUUCUUAUCCUUGUGCAGGUCAAAAGUGCACAUCGGACCCAAAAGGUUUAUUUUAUUGGCCAGUUUAUGUUUUGUUUGAGUGAUUCUGAACUGUAUAUAUAAUAUGAAUAUAACUCAUGUCAGGGCUCCAGGCGUAUGACAAUGUGGAAUUGUAAUUUUCUACCUCACUUCAUCUUUUGGCAAAUAUCAGUAAGAUUUAUGAGCUAUGCAGAGUUAUGUCCUAUCCUUUGUGUUAAAGAUCAUAUUUUAGAUUUUUGUACAGUCCUUUUGAAUUUGGUAAUAUAUAUCUCCAUAUUUCAAAAGUAAAUGGUUUUUUUUUUAAUCUUG